Messenger RNA from Siniperca chuatsi (mandarin fish), 1847 nucleotides. It is a transcript of the gene cisha, whose product is annotated as cytokine inducible SH2-containing protein. Gene Ontology annotation, biological process: phosphatidylinositol phosphate biosynthetic process; intracellular signal transduction. Lineage: Eukaryota; Metazoa; Chordata; Actinopteri; Centrarchiformes; Sinipercidae. Gene Ontology annotation, cellular component: phosphatidylinositol 3-kinase complex. The transcript has 3 exons. The record is from RefSeq and is a predicted model, not a curated record. Bases 692 to 1372 code for a protein of 226 amino acids. Gene Ontology annotation, molecular function: 1-phosphatidylinositol-3-kinase regulator activity.
CUGGAAAGCGGAUAGGGAGAAGCUGCAGCGCGAUUCCUGGGAGCGAGCGCCGGUUCAGCGAAGGCAGGAGCCGCCGGGUGAAACGGAGGGGAGAUGAGCCACAAAACACCGGCCGGAAAAAAGUGACCGGGGAGCGGCGCGGUUAUGCCGAGAAUUUACCGUUAAAACAAACCGCGUUACCUCCAACUAAAAAACGCUGCUAACACCCGAGCCGUUAGCUGUCAGUAAGCGAAACAACCGGCGGCGGUUGGUGCUGCCGGUGUGACGUCAGAGCCGCCGGUGCUGUGAGAGUUCUCAGAAUAGACUUCUAGGAAACGGUAAAUUUUAAAAGCCAAGCCUUUACACGCCGUCCUCCUCACUUUGGAUCCCAUUCUGGUGACAACACACUCCAAACCCGCUGCUACGAGAUUUUAUACAUGUUUUAAAUGAAUUCUGUUUUCUUUUUUUUACUGUUCGUUAGAUAUCCAGUGUUCGCAGAUAAACUACAGGACCAGACCCCGUUUGGGUACGCGGAGCUCCUCGUCUCUUUAUUUCGCUUAUUAUAGGCUUAUUCAUAUCAAACCGAUGUUAAAGCUUAUUUUCCCGUAAAGGUGUUUUUUUUUUUUUGUUUGUUUGUUUUAAGACAAAGCCCAGUCUUAUUUUCUGAAGAAGAAACCGAUCGGAUUUUAACCCAGACGAUUCAAGAAAUAGCAUGAUUCUUUGUGUACCAGGUCCUAGAGCUCCUCUGCCCGCUGCUCCGUCGACUGAAGCCCCACGGGGCAUGCGGGCAGGAACUGUACCUCCUUCCCCUUGCCUUCAAAGCACCCCUCCGCUAUGGGACCCCACAAAGGACCUGCGGGCAAUUGCCAGCAACUUCUGCUAUCUAGAAAAUUCAGGAUGGUACUGGGGAGCUGUAACUGCAGCUCAGGCCCACGCUGCACUUCAAGAGGGAUCUGAAGGAGCUUUUCUGGUACGGGACAGCAGCCACCCUCUGUACAUGCUGACCCUCUCGGUCAGGACAGCACGCGGCCCCACCAGUAUACGGAUCCAGUACAGCGGCGCUAAGUUUUUGCUCGACUCCAGCUCCCCGGCCCGGCCCAGCCUGUCGUCCUUCCCCAACGUGCCCAGCCUGGUGCAGCACUACAUGGGACCAGAGAGGAAAGCAGAGGAGGGGAAGGUGGAGGAGGAGGCUCCUUCGAAACCCUCUCAGCAGACGAUUGAGGAGACAUCUGUGGUAUUAAAACUGAAACGCCCCGUGUACAAGCCCCAGGGCCUCCCCUCCUUACAGCACCUCACACGCCUCGUCAUUAACAGACACUCUGAAUGCCCUGACCAGCUACCACUCCCGAGGCCUCUGCUGCGUUACAUACAGGACUAUCCCUUCAAGGUAUGAGGGGUCCCUCAAAUCCACUAUUCUGACUGUAUCUCAGCUGACUUUUAAAGGAAAGAAACUGUCAAGCAGGUCCUUUGUGCCUGUAAAUGACACUGCUGCUCCAGCAGUUGGAGGCCAGUCAUGAAAAUACUGGACACAGGGUCAUGUUUUUGCUGACGAAAUAUGUACAAAUUCAGCUAAUACUGACGUGCCUGGUUUCAGACUUAAUUUGUCAAGGACUGGGUGAUGAGGUACCUCAGAAAAAGACAACUUGUGAGCAAACCUCAGUACUGUAAUCUACACUUAUUUUAUGAUGAAUGUGGAAAUUGUCUAUUUCCAUUUUACCCUCAUGAGUUCUGGAUGUACAUACUUUUCCUAAGAAGUACACUGAUUCCAUUGAGACAUCUUUUACGCCAUUUUAUUUUUCUCAGUAAGACAUUUUUUCUACCUUUUACAUGUGUACAUUUUUCUAUUAAAAAAAGCAAUUGGAGUCUAA